UAAAAUGAGCAAGGUAUGGAGAAGGCUGCAGCGUGUUGGUAAAACUGCCUACAAGUUCGAAUUCACCAUAAAAGUACACACUGUUACUCUUGAAUGUGUUUCUGGAUGGACUCCAAAUCAAGUGUCAGUGCUGUGGGUUAGAAGGGGGAGGAAGGUUCGAACUGAGGCAACAUCAUGGACAACCCUACCUGGGAAGGACACGCAAGGAGUUGUAAACUGGCACGCUCUGGAGGCAACCAUCACACUUUACAUGGAUACCAAUUCCCAGAAGAAGAAGUUCGAUGACAAAUACUGGACUCUGAUUGUGGAGAAUAUUGGCCCUAAUGGGAAGCACAAAGCUCUGGCCACUAAGAGGAUCAACAUGUCCCAGAUGGCAGACCCCUCACUUCACCCUCAGGAGACUAGAAGAAAGUACAGGAUGAAAACCUGUUGCUCGUAAAGUUCAUCUGACCGAGCUUCAAGUUACCUUUAUCAGCAAGUUUGAAAGACAAGGUCCAGCAAUGUGAGUCCGAAUUAUCUUUCAUAUUAUUGUACAUUAUACAAUGUACACUAUACAAUUAUACAAUGUACACUAUACAAUAUACAAUUAUACUAUACAACUAUACAAGUAUACAUAAUAUUCUCAUUUCAUCUUCGUACAUACAUGAGUCAUUACACUAUUAUUAGGGGGGGUUCACCCUGAUUUUCUUUCAUUACACUCUAAUUAUUUCACUACAUACCUUCAUUUUCGCAGAUCAUCCAUCCUCUGGAAAUAUCCACCCAUCAUGUGAGUGUUACACUACAUAACAUACUACAUACUACAUACCACAUACUACAUAGUGCAUACUACAUACUACAUACUACAUACUACAUACUACAUACUACAUAUUACAUACUACAUACUACAUACUACGUAUUGCAUACUAUAUACUACAUACUACAUACUACAUACUACAUACUACAUACUACAUACUACAUACUACAUACUAAAUACUACAUACUGCAUACUACAUACUACAUACUACAUACUACAUACUACAUACUACAUACUAAAUACUACAUACUGCAUACUGCAUACUACAUACUACAUAACACUCUAUCACGGAUUAUUUAUAU
Messenger RNA from Bolinopsis microptera, 1095 nucleotides. Its product is annotated as EH domain-binding protein 1-like. The transcript has 7 exons. Lineage: Eukaryota; Metazoa; Ctenophora; Tentaculata; Lobata; Bolinopsidae. The coding region runs from base 5 to 439 and encodes 144 amino acids. The record is from RefSeq and is a predicted model, not a curated record.